This is a messenger RNA of Encephalitozoon cuniculi GB-M1, 1272 nucleotides long. RefSeq lists its product as uncharacterized. The record is from RefSeq and is marked provisional. Bases 1 to 1272 code for a protein of 423 amino acids. The transcript has a single exon. Lineage: Eukaryota; Fungi; Microsporidia; Unikaryonidae.
AUGCCGGACCUAGCAAGUAAGAUAUCAAGGUUCAGCUCCUUUGAUCUCGAAUCCUAUUUGAACAACAGCUUUCAAAGAUAUGAAGAAUCCAUUUUGGAGAACGAGAGACACACCAUAUCCAAAAUAGAGCAUGAAAUAGACACGGAGCUGCUUAGAACAUUUCUUCUUAACAGCGAUUCUUUGCUCAAUAUUCUCAACGGUUAUGAGGAAUCAUACAGAAUGGUUUCUAACAUAGUCGACUUAUCUAAGGAGCUAGUCAGAUGUCGCAUGAAUACUAGCGAGGAAGAGGAGGUCUUUGUUGACAAGGAGCUCGUGAAAAAAUUUAGGCUAAUACUUGAUGGCUUUGGGGGCGAGGCUGCUGUAUUUGCAACCGAUGGGAGGUAUCUAGUCCACUUUGACAUUCUCAAGGAAAAAAGUGGACGGAAAUGCAUUCUCGUUUUGGCGAACGACAUUCUUUUGAUUGGUUCUGUUCAUGAGGGAGUCAAGAAGUACAGGCUCUUGAAUGCCUACAGCUACAGCAUUGUUCGUAUGCAAGUCAGAGACGGUUUGUUGGAAAUAAGGGUGGAUCCGACGAUAUACACAUUUGAGAAAAAUAAGGAGAGCGUGGAGCAUAUACUCAGAAUCUACCAGGAGUUAACCUAUAACUAUGAAGAAAAGACCGAUGAUAGUGUCCGUAAGCCUGCAAUUGAUAAGGAGUUAGUAGAUUACCUUGUAUUUACAGAGCAAUACGAGCACAUUGAGCCUAGCAAGCUCUUUCUCUCAUCCAAAGCUACGUUCCACGAUAAAACUGAAAUGGUGAGAUAUCUUUCGACCAUUUCCAAGACCGGGGGCGAUGUGUCUUCAUGCAUCUUUCCAUUUCUUGAAGAGAGAUUUAAAAAGGGCCUUACAAGAAUCAACAAAAUCCAGCCUCUUGGCGACUUCAUCAGAGACGUCUUUAAGUAUUUCAACGAAUUCUUGGACGAGCAGAACAAGCUUAUAAAAGAAUUGGAGGAAGUGUGUCAUGUCAAGGGGAGCGGAGCAGUUCUUUUGGUGGAGAAGCAGCUAACCAGGUGCAUUGAAGCAUUAGAGAGCAGGGUGUUCAAUAAGAGAUAUGAUGUGAGACAUACAGACUCUGUGUUAGAGCUUAUAAAGCAGAACCUUAAGUUUUCCAAAUAUGAUUUCUCUUAUCUGAUGGAGCACUUUCUUAAGAAAAGAAGUGAGUACAAGAAGAAGUGCCUGGACAAUGCAAUGAGGGACAUAGAAGAAGUAAUCGGUAACAUGAUGGCCAACUAA